CCUACUCCUCCCCCAGUCUCUGGCUUCAGACUCUCCCUGAUCACAGAGGCAAAGAGCUGCACAGCAAACACCACAAAGCUCUCUGCUUGUUUUUUUCCCCACCCUGCACAUACAGUAGCUUUACGCUCUUCUGGUUCAAACUUCUCUACAUACCUGGGAAUUCUGGCCUUGGUUCGGGCAAGCCUACCUGUCUAACUACGGACGUGUACACAACUCCUUCUUUUCUUAGGGCAAAUGCUUUGCUAGUUGUUCUCAGAACAAAAUGAGUAUGAACGGGUCCCACACUCGGAUCAACACCCUAGGCCGGCUGACCAGAGCAGAAUCCGGCCAGGAUCUUACUACCAGGUACGAUGGGAUGAACAACCACAAGAUGAGUGUUGGAGGAGGAGGAGGGAUGCAGAAGAUGUACAGCACCCAACAAAGCUACAGUGAACACACCGGAGAUAGCUACGGACAAAGUGGUACAAUGACCCGGCGGCCAAACACUGUUCAGGAUAUGCUGCAGAACAUAUCAUCCAGCUUAGCAAGGGCAGAGGUGAUUGUGCAGCAUGAAAUGCAAUAUUCAGAUGGCGGUACAUUGAUUCGUAAUAGGGAUCUGGAUGAUAGUCUCGGGGGUGCCCAAGAGCAAAUGGAGAUGGUGGAGGGAUUGAUCAAGGAAAUGCGCCUAAUGGGACAACCUUGUGAAAACUAUCAUAGAAGGUUGCUUCAGCUUUACGAUCAAAUGCGUGCCAUUGAUAAAGCGAUGCAGGCUCCACGCAUGCGCAAGGGGUCGAAGGGUGGUGGUGGUGGUGGUGGAUUUUCCUCUCAGAGUGGCUCGGGAUGGGAUGAAUACACAAAGCGUACAACUACUGAAACAUUGAACCAAAUCCGACAGCAAAGGCGUCAAAUGGAGAGUGUUGAUUGGGGAUUCGAUGCCACUUCUGUGGAACUGCAAAUCACUAACCACAGAAAGUUCCACAAUGCAAUCGCUGACUACCGCUGGGAACUCGACAAAAUUAAAGCCGAUCUGAGAGAAAAGGGGGCAAUUUACCAGUUAGAAGAGGAGUAUGAUGGAUUGCUGAAAGCUUCCUUUGAAAAAAUGGAUCAGUUGCGUCAGCUGCAGAACAUCAUUCAGGCCACAUCUAAAGAGAUCAUGUGGAUCAAUGACCGAGAGGAAGAAGAGCUGGUCUAUGAUUGGAGUGACAAGAAUAAAGACAUCCCCAAAAAACAGGAAGCCUUUUCUAAACUAAUGAGCCAGUUGGAAGUAAAAGAAAAGGAUCUGAAUAAGGUGAAACUAGACAGUGACCAGCUGAUUCUCAACCAGCACCCAGCAGCUGACAAGAUUGAGGCUUACAUGGAUACAUUGCAGACCCAGUGGAGCUGGAUUCUUCAAAUUACCAAAUGUAUAGAUGUCCAUUUGAAAGAAAAUUCGGCAUACUUCCAAUUUUUUGAUGAGGCACAGAGCACAGAAAGCUACUUGACAAAUCUUCAGGAUACAAUCAGAAAGAAGUACCCAUGUGACAAAAGUAUGCCAUUGCAGCGUGUCUUGGAAAUGAUUAAAGAUCUUGAGAAAGAACGGGAUAAAAUUAAUGAGUAUAAAAGGCAAGUUCAAAACCUCAUCAAUAAAUCAAAGAAAAUAAUACAGCUAAAACCACGCAAUCCAGACUACAAGAGAGACAAGCCAAUUGUUUUAAAGGCACUUUGUGACUACAAGCAGGACCAGAAAGUAAUACACAAGGGAGAUGAAUGCAUUCUGAAGAACAACUCUCAACGCAGCAAGUGGAAUGUGACAGGUCCUGGUGGGUUGGAUAUGGUAGUUCCUUCUGUCAGUUUGAUUGUACCACCACCAAACCCUGAAGCUGUGGAUUUGUCUUCCAAAAUUGAGCAGUUCUAUGAAGCAAUUCUAGCUCUUUGGAGCCAGCUUUAUAUCAACAUGAAGAGUUUGGUGUCCUGGCAUUACUGUAUGAUUGACAUUGAGAAAAUUAGAGCCAUGACACUUGCUAAGCUGAAGACUAUGCGCCAAGAAGACUACCAGAAAGUGGUUUCAGAUCUGGAGUUGCAUUACCAAGACUUCAUGAGGAACAGCCAGGGUUCAAACAUGUUUGGCGAUGACGAGAAGAGGAAAAUGCAAAGUCAUUUCUCCGAAGCACAGAAUCAUUAUCAGAAAUUGGUGGUUCAGCUCCCUUCGUACCAGACCCGAGAAACUACUACAGUUAUAACGAAAAAACCACCACCACCUUCCACUAGUGAAAGAGUAGAAUAUGUCACCCAGACCCAAAGUUCAAAUGUGAAAAGCAGCAGCAGCAGCAGUAGUAGUAUUGGAAUAGACCAGGAGAGGCUGAAGCAGGAAAAUCAGUUGUUACUGGAACUUCAAAGGAUCCGCCAGCAAAUGGAGAUCUAUGAGACUCGAAUACUACAGAGAAAUAUCUAUAACGUUGACCAGGAUACGCUCAGGGAGUUGUCCAGCAGAAUAGAUGGUCUGGAGACCCUGAGAGGAGAGGGACAAGGCUUAUCAACUCAAAUUAGCAGAAUUAAAGAAAUGAUUUUGAAUUUAAAGGACUCCGAUAAGUCUUCAUAUAUGCAGUCUGAGCUGGCUGUGCUCAUAAAGAAAAUGGAAAAUAUUAAUGGCUUUUCAAAAGAUCACUCAGACAGACUCCAGGCCCUGACAAAUUUGCUUCAGAGCAUUCUUCAGUUGGAAGAUAUCAUCAAACUUUAUGAAGCCAGAUUGACUGAGGAAGAAACGAUUUCCCUCGACCCAGCAAAACUUGAAGCAUACAGAAAUACCUUGAAAAAAAUGAAGGCUGAGCUUGACCAGAAAAAGUCACAACUAAAGGGGUUGGAUUCAGAUUUGAAUACGGCUCUACAAAUCAAUAACCGUGCUUGCCAGACCUAUCCUCAUUGUGAAGUGGACAUCUCUAAAUUCUCCAACAAGGCCAAUCAACUGACAGAGCGCUGGCAGAGAAUAGAGAAAGAAAUUGAUGACAGGUCAUGGGAACUAGAAAAACAAGGAAAACAGCUAAGAAAUUAUAAAGAUAUGCACCAGUCCUUAAGCAGGUGGAUUGGCGAUACCAAGCAUAAGCAAGAUGUCCUUGAGUCUAGCAAGCUCACAGAUGGCAGCUCUGUUGCAAGAUACAUAAAUGAGCAAAAGAAUUUGAAUAUCGAAAUACAAGGCAAGAGAGAUAAUCUAGAAGAAGUUGUAAAGACUGCAGAUCAGUGUGCAUCGGGCAUCAAGGAUUAUGAGCUACAACUGGCCUCCUACAGCUCUGGACUAGAAACACUACUUAACAUCCCGAUAAAGAGGACCAUGGUUCAAUCUCCAUCUACAAUCAUUAUGCAAGAAUCUGCUGAAGUACAGGCUCGCUACAUAGAGCUCCUUACUAGAGGAAAUGAUCACUACAGACUUCUACAUGAAAUGUCAAAGAGCAUGGAAGACCUGAAGAUGAAAAACACCAGAAUUGAGCUACUCGAGGAAGAACUGCGACUUGCCAGGGAUUCAAACAGCGACAAUUCACAGAAAAACAAAUUCCUUGAUCAGAACCUACAAAAGUACCAAAUAGAAUGCUCAGAAUAUAAAUCAAGACUUCUCCUGUUGGAGGACAUGAAGAGGAAAGCUGAAAUGGAUGGGUCUUCUGCUAAACAGAACCUUGAGAAAUGUUAUAGUCAGAUAACCGAACUAAAUGAAAAGAUAACAAGGCUCACAUAUGAGAUUGAUGAUGAGAAACGGAGGAGAAAAGCCCUGGAGGACAGAUGUGAUCUCCAAAAGAAUGAAUUUGAUCAAAUACAGCAAAGAACGCAAACUGAUCUACAAGGUGUCAACCGUCAAAAAAUUGAAACUGACAAGUUAAUCAAGGAGAAGGAAUACGAGAUAGAAAAACUAAGACUUCUACUUCAAGAUGAAGGCCAGAGGAAGAGGGAAUAUGAGAAUGAGCUGUCAAAGGUAAGGAAGCAAUAUAGUGACGAAAUGAGUAGUUUGAGGAACAAGUAUGAAUCUGAGAUAAACAUUACGAAGACUACCAUUCAGCAAAUUACUGUUCAGAAAGAAGAAGACACUUAUGACCUCAGAUCUCAGCUCGAGAAGCUAGCCAGAGAAAAUCGUGACUUUACACAAGAAAUUACCAGACUUAAUGAGACCAUUGUCCAAACAAAUGAACAACGCAGAAGGGCAGAAGAAGAUGUUUUUCAGCAAAAGGCUUCAGGGUCUGAGCUUUCUCAGAGAAAGCAGCAAUUGGAAAAUGAGUUACAGAAGCUAAUUCGUGUUCAUUCAGAGGAGACAUCGGGGUACAAGAAGUCGUUAGAAGAGGCCAGUAGGACAAUUCAGGACAGAAACAACGAUAUUGACAAGCUAAAGUACCAACUUCAAGAGGAAGCUGCACGCCAGAGACAAUACGAAAACGAGCUUAUAAAGGUAAGAAACAAUUUUGAUGAACAGAUUAUAAAUUUAAGGAACAAGUACGAGACAGAAAUUAAUAUUACAAAAACCACCAUCCACGAGAUAAGUGUUCAAAAAGAAGAUAACAUCAGCAGCUUGAAUGAUCAAAUUGAUAAUUUAACAGGAGAGAAACGGGACUUGUUGACAGAAGUCAACAGACUAAAGACCUCUCUGACACAAAUGACAAACAAUUUAAAAAAAACAGAAGAUGAUGCUCACCAGCACAAGUCCUUUGUAUCAGAACUCACUCAGAGGAAACAACAGCUUGAGAUUGAAUUGAGACAGCUAAACCUUUUUAAGACUGAAGAAGAUCAAAAACACAAAAAAUCUCUUGACGAUGCUGCCAAAACUAUUCAGGAGCGCAACAAGGAAAUUGAACGCCUGAAAAGGCUCAUUGAGGUUGAAACGGACCAAAGGAAAAAACUUGAGGAGGAGCAUGUUAAAGUACAGAGAACCCAGUUUGAUUUGCAGAAAGCCAACAGCUCUGCCACAGAAACCAUAAGCAAACUUAAGAUUCAGGAACAAGAGUUAAUCAGACUUAAAUCAGAUUUUGAAAAACUUUCAAAAGAAAAACAAGGAAAAGAAAAUGAGGUCAGCAGACUUCAAGUCAAUCUGAAAGACCUACAGACGCAAAAGAAUAAACUAGAAGAGGAAAUAAAUCGGCAAAAAAGAAUUGCUUCAGAUGAACAUACAAAAAAUAAAAAGCUAGAAGAAGAGCUGGAGGCUCUUCGCAGAACUAACAGUGAACAGCUGAAAAAGAUCACAACUAUGACCCAGCAAAUAGAGCAAGUUACUAUUAUUAAAAAGCAAACAGAAGAAGAUUUGCGCCAGCAAAGGGAAUCUUUAGAUGGUCAACUGAGAGACCAACAGAGAAAUAUUGAUGAGCUGAGUAAACUCGUAGCUGAGGUGGAAAGUCUACGCCGUCAGCUACAUGUAGAACAAGAAAACUUGCGCCAAGCUCAUAUCAGAAAUGAGCAUUUGCAAAAAACCAUUGAGGAGAGAAACAGAAGUUUUAAUGAAAGCAAAAUAGAAAUCGAAAGACUGCAGUCAAUCACAGAAAAUCUGACUAAAGAGCACUUGAGGCUGGAAGAAGAGCUGCGCUAUGUUAGACUGGAAAAUGAAGAAGUCAAAAAGUGUAAAGAUGAAGUGGAUGGUGAAAAAAAUGCAACUAUUACUGAAUUAAAGAAUCAGCUACAAAUCAGCAACAAGCGAUCCCUGGAGCUUCAGGGCCUUAUUAAUGAGUUGCAGAAAGAGAGGCAAAAUUUGAGACAGGAAAUUGAAAAAUUCCAAAAGCAAGCACUAGAGGCAACUGGUAAGAUACAGGAAUCCAGUAGCAAAUACUCAGAAAUCUUUCAAGAAAAAGAAAGCCUUCUAAUGAAAUUAAAACUUCUGGACCAAGACAAAGUGAGGCUUCAGCGUCUGGAAGAGGAACUUAGUCGUGCAAAGGCAGCGCUAGAUACCGAAGCGCGGAACAAGCAACGUCUGGAAGAUGAGAAGCAGCAGAUUCGAAAUGACUUUAAUCAGUGGAAGAGUCAGUAUACCCGUAAGGAGGAGGAUGUGAAGAAGUUUGAAAGUGAGUGGGAGAGGAGUGAAAGAGACAAGUCAUCAUUAAAAAUUGAAAUUGAAAGAUUGCAGGCAGAGAUAAGGUCAAUUGAAGAGAGAUACAAGCGUAAGCUAGAGGAGACUCAUCGAACUAGCAACGCUGAUUUUGAAGCACAGAGACUAGCAUUGCAAAGGGAACUGGAAAAUCUUAAGAAGCGUCCAUCUGGUUCUAGCAGGCAGACACAGACCGAUGAAAACAUGUCGAUCGAUCCUUCUAAAUUUGUUUUUGAUGGGCUAAGGAAAAAGGUUACAGCUCAUCAGCUUCUUGAAUGCCAAAUAAUAACCAAGGCCACAUUUGAAAAAUUAAUCAAGGGACAAAAAUCACUGGAAGAAGUAGCUACUGAGAUUGAGCCUUUCCUGAAAGGUGCUGGUACAAUUGCAGGUGUCUCAGUCACACCGAAAGAGAAAUAUUCAUUUGUAGAAGCAAAACGGAAAAAGCUAAUUUCACCUGAAAGCGCAGUAAUGCUCUUAGAAGCCCAAGCUGCAACAGGAGGAAUAAUAGAUCUGCAGAAAAAUGAAAAGUUAACUGUAGAUAAUGCUGUUGCUAGGGAUCUCAUAGAUUUCCCAGAUAGAGAGGCCAUUUAUACUGCAGAAAAAGCAGUCACUGGCUUUAGAGAUCCUUUCUCUGGAAAGACGGUAUGUGUUGCUGAAGCAAUUAAGAAUAAUUUGAUCAGCAAAGAAGUUGGACUGCGGCUCUUAGCAGCCCAGUUGGCAGCAGGUGGGAUUGUUGACCCAGUGAACAGUGUCUUUGUACCUGUUGAGGUUGCAUUAUCACGAGGCUUGAUUGACAGGGAUUUAAAUCGAUCAUUAAAUGAUACCAGUGAUGAGUCAAAGAAAUUCAUUGAACCAGUCACCAAGAAAAAUGUCAGUUAUGCGCAACUUAGACAGAAAUGUAGAGUAGAGCCUCAUACAGGAUUUCUUUUGUUGCCUGUAAUGAAGAAAAGUCUCUCAUUCCAAGGUAUUAGACAUCAAGUGCCGCUGAAUGAGUUAGUAGAGUCUGGCAUUAUUCGCUCCACCACUGUAGAUGAACUAGAAUCUGGUCAGAUAUCUGUCGAAGAAGUCAGUGAAAGAAUUAAAGAUUUCCUGCAGGGAUCAAGUUGCAUUGCUGGAAUCUAUAAUGAAGCUACAAAGGAAAAAUUAGGCAUAUAUGAUGCAAUGAAAAAGGGAUUGUUGAGGCCUGGUACCACACUUGAACUACUAGAAGCUCAAGCAGCUACUGGAUUCAUAGUGGAUCCAGUAAAUAAUCUAAGGAUGCCAGUGGAAGAAGCUUACAGAAAAGGCCUUGUUGGAAUUGAAUUCAAGGAAAAGCUACUGUCCGCAGAAAGAGCCGUUACUGGUUACAAAGACCCAGAAACUGGGAAUAUAAUAUCGCUAUUUCAGGCUAUGAACAAAGAGCUAAUUGAGAAAGGACAUGGAAUUCGCUUGCUGGAAGCCCAAAUUGCCACAGGUGGAAUCAUUGAUCCUAAAGCAAGUCAUCGUCUACCAGUGGAUGUUGCUUACAAACGUGGGUUCUUUAAUGAAGAAAUGAAUGCAAUUCUUUCUGAUCCAGAUGAUGAUACCAAAGGCUUUUUUGACCCCAACACAGAGGAAAAUCUGACAUACCUACAGCUAAAAGAAAGGUGUAUUGUUGAUUCACAAACCAACCUUUGUCUACUGCCUUUAAAAGAAAAGAAAAAGUUGGUGCAAGCAUCACAAAAGAAGACUUCCAGGAAACGCAGAGUAGUCAUAGUUGACCCAGAUACAAACCGAGAAAUGACAGUACAAGAAGCCUAUAACAAAGGGCUUAUUGAUUAUGAUACCUUUAUUGAUCUUUCAGAACAAGAGUGUGAAUGGGAAGAAAUCACUACUACAGGCUCAGAUGGUGCAAUCAGAGUUGUCCUGGUUGACCGAAAAACAGGAAACCAGUAUGACGUCCAAGAGGCUAUUGAGCUAGGCACAAUCAACAAGAGCAAUUUUGAACAAUAUCGUGCUGGGACACUAAGCCUUACUCAAUUUGCAGAUAUGAUCUCCAAUAGAAACCUAAGUGAUGAUGUGUUAAUUACCUCUAGACAAGAUUCUGUUUCAUCCCUUUCAUCCCUGGCAUCGCCCAAAUUUCGAACCAGUUCAUUGACCAGAAGUGGUUCAUUUUCAGACACUUUAGAAGAAACCACACCUAUUGCAGCAAUAUUUGAUACUGAAAGCUAUGAAAAAAUAUCAAUAUCGGAGGGCAUCAAACGUGGAAUUGUAGAUACAAUUACUGGACAACGCUUACUGGAAGCACAAGUUUGCACUGGAGGAAUUAUCAACCCAAACUCUGGGCAGAGAGUUCCCUUGCAAGAAGCAGUUUCCCAAGGCAUAUUAGAUCACGAUAUGUCAGCCAGGCUAAAGCAAGCUCAGAAGGCCUACACAGGGUUUGAUGGUGUAAGAGGACAAAAAAAAUUAUCUGCUGCAGAAGCCAUGAAGGUAAACUGGUUGCCUUAUGAAGCUGGACAGCGUUUUCUUGAGUUUCAGUACAUAACAGGAGGCCUUGUUGAUCCAGAAACACAAGCAAGAGUAAGUACAGAGGAGGCUAUUCGUAAAGGCAUGGUUGAUGGUCGAGCUGCUCAGAAACUGCGAGACAUAAACAGCUACCCCAAAAUUCUGACAUGCCCAAAAACUAAACUGAAAAUCUCUUACAAAGAAGCCGUAGAUCGAUCCAUGGUUGAAGACAUAACAGGAUUGCGAAUGCUUGAAGCUGCUUCAGUGUCUUCUAAAGGAAUAAGCAGUCCUUACAAUGUUUCCUCAGCCCCAGGAUCACGGUCAGGAUCUCGCUCUGGUUCACGCAGUGGAUCUCGAAGAGGAAGUUUUGAUGCUACAGCUUCAGCUUCAUCUUCCUCUUACAGCUAUUCCUUCCAGUCUAGCAAUAGUUCUCUUGUGAACUAGGUGGCCAUUGGGCUCAAGAUUUGUCUUCAAAAUAAAACCUUAAGGAUAACUUACAUGUUUUUAAUAGGUUCCCAUUUAAAAAAAUUGAAAAAUGUGCACUGACAAUGGGAAUUUUGUUUUCAUCAUGGAGAGCUCUAUUUUUUUCUAAAUUCUCCAUUAAUAAAAUGGUAAAUAUUUUCAUGUAUUUAGCAAAUAUGUAGGGGGUAAAACAAUAUUUGUAUUGUAGGUAACAUCUGCUUUGCCUUUUUUUUCUUUGAACGCUAGUCUUGUAAAAGAAUUGGUACUAAAUAUUUCUAUUUCUGUUGUCUCUGAAAUGUUAACAUUAUAAAAAAGUAUUGCAUUCCAAAUGGCAAAAGCUUCAUUAAUACAUUUUAAUACAGACCUGCUUAUUGAGAAUAAGUAACCCUUAUUAUGCAAUAUUUCACAUUGUGGUGCCUUGGAGUUGCUUCUUUUUAUACUUAUCUUUGCUUGUUAUAUGUGCUGGCAAUAAAGUUUAAAACUUUUACAUUUU
Molecule: messenger RNA, 9422 nt
Organism: Nanorana parkeri
Lineage: Eukaryota; Metazoa; Chordata; Amphibia; Anura; Dicroglossidae
Gene: DSP
Product: desmoplakin
Exons: 24
Coding region: 263-8911 (2882 amino acids)
Biological process (GO): cell-cell adhesion; intermediate filament cytoskeleton organization; skin development
Cellular component (GO): cytoplasm; intermediate filament; intercalated disc
Molecular function (GO): structural molecule activity
Source: RefSeq, a predicted model, not a curated record